GGACGGCCCUUGUUUGUUUACCUUUUUCGAGAGCAAUGAAGGAACAGGAAGGUGACCAAACUCAAGAAAUAGAUGACUUAUCGAAUGGUGCCGACGAGGUGGAUUACCCGCCAAAUAAUUAUAUAUAUAGAGUUGUGGAUAUAUUUUUUAUCGUGAUUGGAAUUUUCACGUACUAUGUCGACUGGGGAUUUGAUGUUCUGACUGCAUACAACCACUGGAUGCAUGGUGACUUCACUUGGUUUUACUUAACUGUCCUCUUCAUAUGUGUUCCAUCAAUUGUUAUGUCAGCAGUGUCCCUAUAUUGGUACAUAAAAGACCAUAACAACCCUGAAGUUCCUAAGGCUUCCGCAACACGUUGGGUUAUUCGAGUAUUUAUGCUGCUGCUUCAACAAGGGCCCAUUCUCAGGUAUGUUGAUUCAUUGUAUUAUGGGCUCAGGAGCCGUAGAUAUUGGAAAGAAGGUGACAAAAAGCGCCAGAGGCAGUACUAUACUUGGAUGCUGUAUGAAGAUGGAGACUGCGUCCUUUUACGUCUCUUUGAAUGCUUCAUGGAGGCUGCCCCUCAGCUUGUUUUACAACUGUAUAUUCUGUCACUUGUGAGGAAAUCUGAAUACGGAUCUAAAUGGAUGUAUGUCCUUAGUAUUGGUUGUAUUACAUCACUCGUGAGCUUAGCCUGGGGAGUGACGUCUCAUGCACGAGGGAGUCGCUUCACUUGUCUUGACAAAAAUAACAUCAACUUGAAGGGGUCUGUUGUCCUACUUCUCUGGCAUAUAUUCAGCAUUGGAGCAAGAGUGAUUGCCAUGGUGUUGUUUGCAUCAAAGUUUCGAUUGUGGCUCUUUGUUGUAUGCUUUGCUCAUUGGUUCCUCAUGGUUGUUUGGUUGAUGGCUCGCAGGUCACUGGCUCACGCAUGUUCGCACAAACUUGGAGAAGUAACCCUCAGCUUUGUGUUGGCUGCUGUGUACAUCUUCAGCUUCAUUAAUGAAAAGGAGGAGCCCACAAAAUAUAAAUACAUAGCCUAUUAUAUUAUCUGUGAAUUUGAAAAUGUGAUUAUGGUUGUCCUAUGGCUUAUUUAUGCAAAUCCAGACCUCUGGUAUUAUAUUCCAGGUGCAGUGUUCCACUUUGUGUCAUUUUUCUUGGCCAUGGUCUUGAUGGUGGCGUAUUAUUCUUUCUUCCAUCCAACUCGACCUCGCAUUACUCAGAACAGAAGGAAGCCACCACUUCCUGCUGAUGGAGAAGGAUCUGUUCCUCAUCAUCCCCUCUCUCCUGUUACCCCUACAGAUUCAGAACCUCAACUUAAAGUUGAUUUGAUAGAGAGCAACAAGACCCAGGUGUUAGAAGCAAGUUUGUGAAUAAUUUAAAGUCAUAAUAAUUGUAAGAGAGAAAUUAGUCUCAUCUGUGCUGGUGCCUUAUAAAUGUUCAGUCUUCUAGCAGGAGAACACUGAAAUUAGUUUGGUGCUUGGAAGGUUAUUCCAGAGUCAGUGUUCAAUGCAUUUGGUUGGUCUCGUGUACAUUAUUAAUUGUAGGAGGAAGUUGGAGGUGAAGAACUCAUUGUUCUUGAAUUUCAAGCAUUUAUGUAUUUAUAAUGUAUAAAAUCUACUGGUCACAUUCACCAAAUCUGUGGAAAUACUACAGCCAUACAAAGAACUUAUAAAAUUCAAAAUUAAGAGGAAAAGGAGUAAAAUGCUUAGAAGGUAGCUUUAAGAGAAAUGUUGAGUUAUUUCUUCUCUUAACCAUGUUUCAAGUUUUGUAGAGGAAAAGUAUAAUUUCUUCAUUUCAUUUGUUAUUGUCAGUCGUCAAGAUUUGUUUGUAAUUGGUAUGCCCACCAAAAUUUCAGAAAAGAGAACUUUGAUUGUAUGGUCAUUGUAUUUCCAUGUCCUAAUUUAAAUAAUGUAAAGUUGAUGAUAGAUUUAUCAUUGUCUCAUGUUGGAAAUUUUGGUAACUGAAACUUUGGCUCAAGAUUCUCUUAAUUGUGGUUUUGUUAGAGCACAUGCUCAAAAUUUGUUUGUUAAGUUGAUCGUAACUCAAAAAAUCAAGAAUUUUGAGGUUAGAAUGUAGCCUAAAUGCAACAAAUUUGUCUGUGUUGAGUAUAAAAUAUUUGUAGCUUAUUUAUACAGGGUACUUAUGAUUUUAGAAAUAGGUAACAUUUCUAUAUUUUUAUUUUGUAUAAAUGCACAAACCACAAACUGUAUGCACAUAGUUAAUGCAUUUUUAAUUUUAUGUAAAGUUACUUGGAUAUGGUGCAACAGAGUUGAAGAUUGAGGUAGAACUCAAGAAUAUCAUGAAAGUAACUUCAUUUUAUUUUUGCUUGAGGGGUUUGGCCUUUGACAAGAGAAAAAUUAUAAUAAGUAACAAAGACCUUCUAGCAUAUUUUACACUUAGCAUUCAAAGUUUCCCAUAGCCAGCAGUAAUGCCAUAUAGUUUUAGCCUAAGCUAACCUUUCCUCUAAAUUCAUUGUUUCCGAGAUUCACCUGCAAAAUUAUGUCACAUCUACAAAGGUAGCUUAGCAAAAAAGCCAUAAUAGUAUCGAUAACAACUCAAAAUCUGAGAGAGAGAGGGGCUAUGGUAUUCUUUAUAUAUGUAUGGGAGGUAAAGUGGCUUUAUCUUGUCCGUUUGAGACAAAAUUUCAAUUGUAAAAUGAUGAAAUUGGACACACUGAAGGCUGGUGAGGGCCAUAUUUUUCUAUGGUACAUUCAUAGUGAUAAUACAAGGUCAUUUUGACUUGUGCGAGUUGAGUGUUUUUUAAAAGUUGGAUAGCUUAAUUAUCAGUAAAUCAUGAAAUAACAUUAUCUUCCAUGAAUUAUGCUCGUAAAUGUGUUGCUCUAGUGUUGCAUAGCUCUCUUGUUGUACGUAUAUGGUUUCAGUAAUUGCAAGUAAUGCUCCUCUGUCCACACAACAAAGAUAUGAAAUGUAGGCCAUUCAAAAGGGUAGGACUAAUCACCCAAUAUUGAAGAAAUAAGUUUUUUCUUCUUUCAAAAUGGUAUAUAAUAACAUUCUGAUUUUGCACUCUCGUGUCACCAUGGAUUUGGGUGCCAUUGUGGGAAAUUGUUUGUUAAAGUAAGUUUAAAUUUUGUAUUUCAGUUGGAAUAUGUUUUCAUCCGAACAAUAUGUAGAAUCAGUAAAUAAUUACCAAGAAAUUAUCUACAAGGAAGGCUGUGUAGAUUUCUAUACAAUGCUUUGUCUGUAUGCUGGAGGUUAAUAUCUUAGCAAUUAACCCUCUUACGCCGAUUG
Molecule: messenger RNA, 3225 nt
Organism: Macrobrachium nipponense
Lineage: Eukaryota; Metazoa; Arthropoda; Malacostraca; Decapoda; Palaemonidae
Product: XK-related protein 4-like
Exons: 8
Coding region: 36-1346 (436 amino acids)
Cellular component (GO): membrane
Source: RefSeq, a predicted model, not a curated record